This is a messenger RNA of Dicrocoelium dendriticum, 1526 nucleotides long. The record is from the annotation of a GenBank genome assembly. Lineage: Eukaryota; Metazoa; Platyhelminthes; Trematoda; Plagiorchiida; Dicrocoeliidae.
UACGAGACCUCGGUUGAACAGGAACAACCCGAGCGACGACUUCUGCCACAGGGAAAUGGGUAGAGAUCACGGGACACAGAUGGAAGCCGUCAUCUUCUAAAAGUCACCUGCGCACCGAUCACGGAUCGACAAUUCAAUCAAGGAGAUUACACUCUACAUCUCAACACACUGAUGAUGCCGCCUCACACGACGGUGAAACGUUUACAAACAAGUUUCUCAGCUCGGUGAAUGAAUGAGCAACGUAGCUAAAGUUCUUCUGGCUUUCAGGAGGUCUGCCAGGGUAGCAGCGAUCGUCGCAAAAUCCCUGUGCAUACGUCGAUAUUAAGAAACGAGGCCAACAAUACUGCGUAACCUCCACAUUUGCGGGUACCAGCCACGAGCGUACCUGGUCGACCUUCGCGAUGUCGCAGCGUACCCCGUCCUCAGACACGACAUUGCUCAAUCCCCAAAAUAUGAUUGCCCAAUCCCAAUCGGGAACGGGAAAAACCGCGACCUUCCUUCUGGCAAUGCUUUCUCGAACCAAUCCUUCGGAGUCCUACUGUCAAUGUCUAUGCAUGGUUCCCACUCGAGAAUUAGCUCUGCAAAUUGUAUCCGUUGGUCGCGAGAUGGCCCAAUUCAUCGAAGGGAUUUCGUUUGGAUUAGCUGCCCGUGAUGAGCAAGUCUCCACGGAUCUCGACGGUUUUGUGACAGAUCAAAUCGUAGUUGGUACGCCUGGGACCGUUGCUCGGUGGGUACGAGGAAACGGUUCCAUCCGAUUGGAUAUCUCCAAACUCAUCGUAUUCGUCCUCGACGAAGCGGACAUAAUGAUGGAACAGGAGGGAUUUUUGAACAUUUCCAAACGGAUUAGAAGUAAACUUCCACCGGAUUGUCAAAUACUACUUUUCUCAGCCACCUAUGAAGACGAGGUGAUGGACUUCGCUCGGGAAUUGGUGCCCAAUCCGAUCGAAAUUCGAGUGAAGCGAACUCAACUGCCUUUAAAGAAUAUCAAACAGUACUACAUUCUGUUCAAAGAUUGGACAGAAAAGUAUGCAGCUUUGGCGGACAUUUAUGGGGAUUUCCAUAUCGGCCAAGCCAUUAUUUUCUGUGCGACUCGAAAGGAGGCCAGUUGGUUAGAGGGCCGGAUGAAUCUGGACGGUCACCGGGUGAUCGUACUGUCCGGUGAUCUCGAAAUGUGGCAGCGGCAAGAGAUUAUUGAACAAUUCCGCCAAGCCAGCUUUCGCGUGCUCAUCACAACUAACGUCUGCUCAAGAGGUUUAGACAUACCACAAGUCAACCUUGUCAUCAAUUGGAACAUGCCCACCACUCGCACCGGUGCAGCUGAUUGUGAGACGUAUCUACAUCGGAUCGGUCGUUCUGGCAGGUUUGGCAAGGAAGGUUUGGCGGUCAACUUUGUGACCGCUGACGAAAUGUUCCUCAUCGAUGAGCUUGAACAACAUUUUCGUAAGCCCGUUACUUUCUUAAUUGAACCCUUUUUCUCAUCCCCUGUCCUACUUGGUGCUUUGCAUUGUGUUUCGCAUCACGAUUAG